AUGCCACGGUUUUGUGAAAGACUUGUGCGAUCUUUACUUCUUGAUACAUCAUUCGAAAAGCUGAAGUCUGGACCAAAGCAACAAUCGACAAGUAAUUUGAAGCGUAAACUCGGUGAUCAUAAGUUAGAUGAAAUGGAAGGAUCUGCAUCUGCCCGCAAAGUCCGAAGACGCUGUGCUGGUUGCUAUGAAAAAGCAGAGUGCGAUAAUCAAGACAAGCCAGUUUAG
Messenger RNA from Adineta ricciae, 225 nucleotides. The record is from the annotation of a GenBank genome assembly. Lineage: Eukaryota; Metazoa; Rotifera; Eurotatoria; Adinetida; Adinetidae.